AUGCACCUGGCUGACCUCAUCCAGGAGCUGCUCCUCGUCCUGCAUGAGCUGCGCGCGGGCAAGGUGGGUGAGAACGCUGCCUGGUGCUAUGUGUACCAGGCCAUGCUCGGGAUCACAUUUGACUGUGCGGAGAAGGCCACGGAUCCCGGGCAGGGCUUGAGUGUGCUCGCGCGAGGAAGGAAGACCGUCACCGCGACGGCUUCAACUGCCGACAAGCUAGAUUGGCUCAAGUCAAUUCCCAGCGGCGCGACUCACGUCGUGAAUUACAAGACCCAGAACUUUGCGGAGGAGGUCAAGAAAAUCACCAAUGGCAACGGCGUGGACGUCAUCAUUGACUUCGUUGGCCAAAGCCACUGGCAAAAGAACAUCGAUGCCCUUGCAAGGGAUGGCAGGAUGACAAUGCUUGGACUGCUUAGUGGUGGUCUAGUCGACUCGUUCGAUCUGGGUCCACUCCUGUACAAGCGUCUCCGCAUCGAGGGCUCCACGCUUCGUUCCCGCUCGCCUGAAUAUACUGCAGACUUGAUCACGAGUGUAGUCGAUGCUGGCAAGAGCCCGUGUUAUGGAAGCCCACGCAUGGGAGGCGAGGCCCGCUCCACAGCACAUGACCUGUUCUGGUGUGUCGCAGCGAACACAAUCCGGCAGAUGGACGGAGUCCGGGGAUCUAUCGGGAUGUUCACGCUUUCGCGUCUGCGUAUAGGCGCCGUCGCGACUGUUCGGCCGCGCGUUGUCCUGCUCGUGGGCCGCGAGAUAGGCUAG
Messenger RNA from Postia placenta MAD-698-R-SB12, 756 nucleotides. RefSeq lists its product as hypothetical. The coding region runs from base 1 to 756 and encodes 251 amino acids. The record is from RefSeq and is a predicted model, not a curated record. The transcript is spliced from 6 exons. Lineage: Eukaryota; Fungi; Basidiomycota; Agaricomycetes; Polyporales; Adustoporiaceae.